AUGGCCAAGGUCAACCACAAAGUCGCCUUGAUCGUCAUUGACGGCUGGGGCGUCGCCGGACCCAACUCUCCGCCAGAGGGCGAUGCCAUCGCCGCCGCCGAGACCCCGGUGAUGUCGUCCUUUGCCGACGCCAACGCCAAAGUCGCCCAGGGAUACACAGAGCUCGACGCCUCGUCUCUCGCCGUCGGUCUGCCCGAGGGUCUGAUGGGCAACAGUGAGGUCGGCCACCUGAACAUUGGCGCCGGGCGCGUCGUCUGGCAGGACAGCGUGCGCAUCGACCAGACGCUCAAGAACGGGAAACUGAACCAGAUCGACAGCAUCACGAAUUCGUUCAAGCGCGCCAGAGACGGCAACGGCCGUCUGCAUCUUCUGGGUCUUGUUUCCGACGGGGGCGUGCACUCGCAGAGCCAGCAUUUGUAUGGCCUGCUCCGAGUCGCCAAGGAGAUUGGCGUGCCCAAGGUCAUUAUUCACUUCUUCGGCGAUGGCCGCGAUACAGACCCCAAGAGCAGCGCCAGAUACAUGCAGGAGCUUCUGGAUCAGACCAAGGAAAUCGGAAUUGGUGAGCUUGGAACCGUCGUUGGCCGCUACUUUGCCAUGGACCGCGACAAGCGCUGGGACCGUGUUGAGAUUGCCCUACAGGGACUUGUCGUUGGAGACGGCGAGGAGAGCAGCGACGCCGUCAAGACUAUCAACGAGCGUUACGACAAGGGCGAGACGGACGAGUUCUUGAAACCCAUCAUUUUCGGCGGCAAGGAGAACCGUGUACAAGACGGAGACACGCUCUUCUUCUUCAACUACCGUUCUGACCGUGUCCGUGAAAUCACCCAGCUGCUCGGUGACUACGACCGCUCUCCCACGCCAGACUUCCCUUACCCCAAGGACACUCACAUCACCACCAUGACCCAGUAUAAGACGGAUUACACUUUCCCCAUUGCUUUCCCGCCUCAACACAUGGGCAAUGUUCUCGCUGAAUGGCUCGGAAAGCAAGGAGUCAAGCAAAGCCACAUCGCCGAGACCGAAAAGUACGCUCACGUUACCUUUUUCUUCAACGGUGGUGUCGAGAAGCAGUUCCCCGGUGAAGAGCGGGAUAUGAUCCCCUCACCGCGUGUUGCCACAUACGAUCUCGAGCCUAAGAUGAGCGCUGCGGCCGUUGGCGAGAAGGUUGCUGAGCGUAUCGCCGAAGGCAAAUUCGAGUUUGUCAUGAACAAUUUCGCGCCUCCGGAUAUGGUUGGACACACUGGUGUUUACAAGGCUGCUAUUGAGGGUGUGGCUGAGACCGACAAGGCCAUUGGCCGCAUUUUCGAGGCGUGCAAGAAGGACGGAUACAUUCUUUUUAUCACGGCCGAUCAUGGAAACGCCGAGGAAAUGCUCAACGAAGUGGGCAAACCCAAGACUUCUCACACCACAAACAAGGUCCCCUUUGUCAUGGCCAAUGCCCCCGAGGGCUGGAGCUUGAAGAAAGAGGAUGGCGUGCUUGGAGACGUUGCUCCAACUCUCCUGGAAGUCAUGGGUAUUGAACAGCCAGAGGAGAUGAGCUGCCGCAGUCUCCUUGUCAAGUCAUAG
This is a messenger RNA of Talaromyces rugulosus, 1563 nucleotides long. RefSeq lists its product as uncharacterized. Lineage: Eukaryota; Fungi; Ascomycota; Eurotiomycetes; Eurotiales; Trichocomaceae. The record is from RefSeq and is a predicted model, not a curated record. Gene Ontology annotation, cellular component: cytoplasm. Bases 1 to 1563 code for a protein of 520 amino acids. Gene Ontology annotation, biological process: glucose catabolic process. Gene Ontology annotation, molecular function: manganese ion binding. The transcript has 4 exons.